CUACCGAUAGUGGCAAUAGUGUCACAUUUCCAUUUUAUGGAAUCACUUCAUUUAGAUUUAGAAGAAGAAAAAAUGCCAAGAAUCAAUUCAAGAGCAUCAUGCGGCAGGGAUUUUCAUUGUUGUCCCGACAUAUCGACAGCUAUUGAAACGGCUUGCAGAGCUGGAUAUGAUUUUGUCUGUUUACCUCUUGUCAACCCUCGAUUCAAGCGUGAAUUUAUUGAUGGACCUGCUAAAAAUAGAAAAUGUGCUCUAACUCGCUCGGAUAUGUGUUUAGUUAGUCAGGAUUGGAACAGCCUUGUAGUUGGGAAAACAUCACCUUGGCUACAUCUGGAUUCAGACCAUUACAAUACAAGAAAAAAUAGUGAAUUAGCUUUAAAAGAAGAGCUAACAUGGUCGGCACAUCUUGGACUGCCUGCUGUUCUUAUGCCUUUACCCAAUGGGAAAAGUAUUAAUUUGGCACAAUGCAUUAGUGAACAAAUUACCUCCAGCUAUUACCAGCAACAAUAUUGGUUGCAGGUUCCUUUAGUGAGCUAUGCUGACUCCUGUGAUCCAGUCAUUGAAGGUGUUGAUAGUAACAUGGAUGGUUAUGAGGACACAUGGCAAUGGUGGAACCUUUUCCGGUCACUGUGUGACUCAAACAAAAGGUUGGGUGUUGCUUUGGAAUUGACAGCUGACCUUCCAUCCAGUGAAAUAAUUGACAGAUGGCUCUCAGAGCCAGUCAAAGCUGUGAUUGUUUCCACUUCACUUUUCUUGACCAAUCACAAAGGUUAUCCAGUUCUAGCCAAGCCACACCAAGCUGUAAUAAAGAAAUUGUUUAAGUUGGAAGCUCAGGUCAUUAUCACAGGUCAAGACAGACACCCAGAAAAGACAAUCAGAGCUUACCAGCAGUACAUAGAUCAUCUUUGGCAGACACAAGAGCCUCUUGAUACAGUUAGCCAAUUUGCCAAAGGUUAUGAAGACUUUUUGCAGUCUCCAUUGCAGCCACUAAUGGACAACUUGGAAUCACAAACCUAUGAAAUAUUUGAAAAAGACCCUAUUAAGUAUUCCCAGUAUCAAAAGGCUAUUUAUGAAGCAUUAAAGGACAGAGUUCCUUUAGAAGAAAGGAAUACGAAAGAAGUUGUCAUAAUGGUAGUUGGAGCUGGUAGAGGACCAUUGGUGCGUGCUGCUCUUGCAGCAGCUGAGGAUAUUGGUGUCAAGUUAAAAAAGCUUUAUGCCAUUGAAAAAAAUCCAAAUGCAAUUAUAACGCUUGAGAACAUCAAGGAUGAAGAGUGGAAAGACAGUGUAGAAGUUAUUUCCUGUGACAUGAGAGACUGGGAAGCUCCUGUGAAAGCAGAUAUACUUGUGAGUGAACUCUUGGGAUCCUUUGGUGAUAAUGAACUGUCUCCUGAAUGUUUAGAUGGAACACAAAGAUACCUUAAAGAGGAUGGUAUUAGUAUACCAGAGCAGUACACAUCAUAUCUGGCUCCAUUAAUGUCUUCUAAAUUGUACAAUGAAGUCAGAGCAUCAAAAGCUGAACGAGGCAAGCCACCAGAGGCUCCUUUUGAAAUGCCCUAUGUUGUUCGUUUACAUAACUGUGCUACUCUGGCCAAACCUCAACCAGUGUUUACAUUUAUUCAUCCAAACAAAGAUGAUGUGAUAGAUAACUGUCGAUACAAAUCUCUGGAGUUUUCUGUUGAUCAAGAUAGCACUGUCCAUGGUUUUGCUGGAUAUUUUGAUACAGUUCUCUAUAGAGAUGUUACACUGAGUAUUGUUCCAGAGACACACUCACCUGGCAUGUUUAGCUGGUUUCCCAUAUUUUUUCCCAUAAGGGUUCCUAUAAUGAUUACAUCAGAUUCCAUUGUGACAAUAGACAUUUGGCGCAGGUGUACUUCUAAAAAUGUCUGGUAUGAAUGGGCAUUUCGCUGUGGUGGUCAAAUAUCCCCAAUCCACAAUCCAAAAGGAAGAUCUUAUACAAUAGGAUUGUAAUAACCUUCAGAAAAAGUCUCAAAAUCCUCAUUAUUGAAAUGCAUUUAAUAUUACUACCAGUAGUGACUUAUAUAGUCAGAAUAUGACUUGAUCAAAAUAAUUGUUUUUUAAUUUCAAAAUUUUAGAUCAUUGUUUUAAGAAUAUUGUUUACAAGACCAACUAAAAAAAACUUCUCUAUGUUAAUGUCAUAAACCACUUUUGUGUUUAGUUAAUAAAUAUAAUGACAAUAAAGUAAUGUGUAAAAAAUGUUUCCAAA
Molecule: messenger RNA, 2221 nt
Organism: Biomphalaria glabrata
Lineage: Eukaryota; Metazoa; Mollusca; Gastropoda; Planorbidae
Product: protein arginine N-methyltransferase 5-like
Exons: 16
Coding region: 37-1965 (642 amino acids)
Biological process (GO): peptidyl-arginine N-methylation; regulation of DNA-templated transcription
Cellular component (GO): cytosol; nucleus
Source: RefSeq, a predicted model, not a curated record